AUACUCAUAUUUGUUUCUUUUUUGAUGUUCUUUUAGAAUUUUGAGCUCAUCUUUGGGAGGGUUUAAAUUUGGUAACUUUCUGUUUCACAAGUUAUCAUACAAAUCACAAAUGGGGCGAGGAAAGAUCGAAGUGAAGCGAAUUGAAAACAAUACGAGCAGGCAAGUGACGUUUUCAAAGAGGCGAACCGGUCUUAUAAAGAAGACCCAUGAGUUAUCUGUGCUUUGUGAUGCUCAGAUUGGUCUUAUUGUGUUCUCUAGCAAAGGGAAACUCUAUGAAUCUGAUUUUAACUUUUGCUCCAAACAUUACAGCAUGAGUCAAAUGAUAGACAAGUACUUGAAAGCAACUGGAUCUCGUAUUACUCAUCAAAACAACCAGGAACAAAUGCGUAAUGAGUUGACAAGAAUGAAGAAGGAGACACUGAACCUUCAAUUAAGUCUCCAACGGUACAAAGGUGAUGAUCUGAGCUCAGCACAGAUUGAGGAGCUUAAUCAACUUGAGCAACAAUUGGAAUUUUCUGUUCAGAAGGUCCGUGCUAGAAAGUUGCAACUUCUUCAACAACAGGUGGACAAUCUUCAACGCACGGAAAAGGUGUUAGAGAAGGAAAAUGAAGAGAUGUAUCAGUGGUUGAUGGGCAAACAACAGGAAGAGAUCAACCAGCAACAAGUAGCAGCAAUGACUGAGCUGAAGCUUGUUGGACAAGAACAGCAACUAUUUGAACAGUUUCCAUUUUUUGGAUCCGAAGAACCGCCCAAUAGUGUUCUACAACUUGCUGCAAGUCUCCCUCAGCUUCAACUGCAAUCGUACCCGUAUCACCUCCAGCCCAUGCAACCCAACCUUCAAGAAUCAACUAGCGCACAACAAAACAUCUUCGGUACGUUCAAAUGUUUUAACAUGUUAAUAUUUGUAGAUUACUAG
Messenger RNA from Helianthus annuus (common sunflower), 916 nucleotides. RefSeq names its product MADS-box protein defh21. The record is from RefSeq and is a predicted model, not a curated record. Gene Ontology annotation, molecular function: DNA-binding transcription factor activity, RNA polymerase II-specific; RNA polymerase II cis-regulatory region sequence-specific DNA binding; protein dimerization activity. Gene Ontology annotation, cellular component: nucleus. The transcript has 6 exons. NCBI's taxonomy places the organism in Eukaryota, Viridiplantae, Streptophyta, Magnoliopsida, Asterales, Asteraceae. Gene Ontology annotation, biological process: positive regulation of transcription by RNA polymerase II. The coding region runs from base 110 to 916 and encodes 268 amino acids.